CAUUGCAACGCCAUCCUGUCAUCUUCAUUACCUACAGAGGCAAAAUGCAGCCCAUAGUUUGCUAUAACAAUAACUUAUUACACCUCCAUAGUUCUCACAGCCAGUUAAACUCCCGGUAGGGGCGGCAACGGCAGCAACGACCCAAGUGUCAAUGCCACCAAGUCGCCAUGUAUCAAGAGCGAUCUCAAUUCCCACCACAACUAUAGCCCCAAUGCCUGAAGGGCUAGACAGCCCGGAGUUGUUAGAUGACCGAGUGACCGCUUUCCGGAACUAUCAAUCUUUGUUCGUGUCACAACGGUCCGAAGCCAAUGAACCCGUCGCCCUCCGAGUGGUGGAAGGCGCGAUACCAUCCGACUUUCCAUCCGAGACCUAUUAUUUGACCGGGCCGAGCCUAUUCACGAAUGACCACGGCUCGACCGUGCAUCCGCUAGACAAGCACGGUUACCUUAGGGCGUUUCAAAUAGAUAAGUUCACGGGCCGAGUCACAUUCAGGUCGCAGUAUAUUCAGAUAGAGGCGCAUGAAGAAGAGCGAGAUUUGGAAAUGGGCCAGUGGCGGUUCAACCACAGGGGGCCCGUUUUCGGUUCUAAAAGGAGAGAAAAUGAUUAGAAAUACCAAGGUGAUGAAAAAUGUGGCCAACACUAGUGUUAUGGAGUGGGGUGGGAGGUUGUUCGCAAAUUAUACCGUGGUAUCGGCCCACCGUGCGCAAGGUGUGCCGAUCCCAAACGACGUCGUUUUAGUGAUUAAAGACAAGGAUAAAUUGAUCGCAGCCGCUAUAGGACCCAUCUCUGGCCAUCGACAGACGACACUACAGGAUGCUCGCCUUGCAUUGCUCUCACGGUAUAGCAACUCGAGAUUGUUUUGUUUGUGGGAAGGUGGCGAUCCUUACGAGAUUGAUUCUUCUAGUCUUCAAACUAUCGGCAAGUUGAAACUGGACAAGGAUAACACUAAUUCCCCUGCCCAUAAAACUCCUAAGCCGCAUAUGGCAAAUUUCUGGGACGUAGCUGCCCAAAUCUUGAAGCCAAUUCUUUAUGAGUUGCACAUCAUACCAAUGGAGUUAAGAGUGGGAGUUGCUAUGAGGUUUGACCGUAUUUUAGGAGAUAAGAGACAUUAGACGUAAUUUUCCAGUAUGAAGAGUACGCAGUUUCAACACAUAGGUGUUACCUAGGUGUGUUGGAUGCAAAAAGGAUUGGGAAAAGUAAGAAAAUGGUGACAUAAGUUAAAGUUCCAGCAAAAUUCAAUUUCCCCAUGGGAUUCCAUGGCAUUUGGUCACCUGGCAACUGACAA
Cuscuta europaea is the source of this 1285-nucleotide messenger RNA. NCBI's taxonomy places the organism in Eukaryota, Viridiplantae, Streptophyta, Magnoliopsida, Solanales, Convolvulaceae. The record is from the annotation of a GenBank genome assembly.